UAAAUACUGCGUAAUUAACGACAUUGCCGCCAUUUUUAUUCAUGAGUCGUCAAUCAUCUACUUUUGUUUUUCUAUUUCAGUCAUUCAGUGUUUCAAAAGUUAUAAAACGUUAUUGAAAUUUAAUAAUCACUGCAUAUCAAGAUUUGGCGUUUGGAAUUAUUAUCAGUACGGUCGGCCGCAUUUGAUUGCUUCGAAGUAUAGAGAGGAGUAAAGCAGGCUGAAAAUGAAACGCGAAGCAUACAACGACGACGGACCCUCACAGAAGCGUCACCGGCACAAUGAUGAAGAGGUCACCUUCCUUAUACCCAGUAAGGUGGCUGGCUCGAUCAUUGGUAAAGGUGGAUCGAAUAUAUCAAAGCUGAGGAGUCAGUUCAAAGCCUCUAUAACAGUCCCAGAUUGCCACGGCCCGGAACGAGUACUCACCAUCACGGCGGGUGAUGUUGAAACAAUACUGGAUAUUGUCCGAGAGAUUGUACCCAAUUUGAAUGAUACAUACAGAAGUGGGAACGAGGAGUUGGAUAUUCGUCUUCUGAUACACCAGAGCCGAGCUGGGUGUGUGAUCGGGAAAGCUGGCUCCAAGAUCAAGGAGCUGAGGGAGAAAACCGGCGCUCGUCUGAAGAUAUUCUCUAACCAGGCGCCGCAGAGCACUGAGCGUGUGGUGCAGCUCAUCGGCGACAAGGACGCCAUCUGCGCCGGCAUCCGGGAGGUGCUGGAACUCAUCCGGCAGGUGCCGAUACGAGGGCCCGUGAUUAACUACGACCCGCACAACUACGACGAUUAUUACUCGAAGGAGUAUGGCGGCUUCGGACACUUGCAGGAGGGAGGUCGCGGACCUCGCGGGCCCGAGGGCCCGAGGGGCAGGUCGAUGGGGCCGUCGGGUCCUAGCAACCGGGGCCCUCCACGCGGAGGCCCGCCCAUGUCGCGCAACGGGCCGCCGCCGAGGCCCUUCAAUGAUUUCAAUAACUCUGGACCACGAGGCAACUUCGGCCCUCCUCGCGGUGGCAACUUUGGUAGCGGGGGCAAUUUCGGAGGCCGCGGGGGAGGAAACUUUAAUAGCAAUAGUGGCAGCCAGCAAGAGACUACCACACAAGUGACUAUUCCGAAGGAUCUGGCGGGCGCUAUAAUCGGCAAGGCGGGCUCUCGCAUCCGCAAGAUCCGCGCGGAGAGCGGCGCCUCCAUCGAGAUCGCGGAGCCGCUGCCGGGAGCCAGCGACCGCGUCAUCACCAUCAGCGGCACGCCGCACCGCAUCCAGAUGGCGCAGUACCUGCUGCAGCAGAGAAUGUUUCAAGAGUUCCCCGAUUUGGCCGCAAACAAAAAUAAGCAUAAGUAAACAUUUGAGUGUUCACGAGAGCAACCCUUCGAUUGGACGCGGCAAGUUCUGAACACCUCAACAGGUCACUUUCCUUCGCAUGGAUGUAAAGUUCACCUUACACCCACCACACAACACAGCAUCAACUUUUAAAUUUCUUAGUAUCUAAGUUGAAACAUCAGAAAAUAAUAUUUUUUUUGAAUUAAUUUGUUUGGUUUAUAUUAGUAUCGAAUCAUGUUAUUUUGUUAACUACUAAACCCCCCAAUAAUAUCGUCGUUUUAAGAUGUUGUUGUAUCUGAUGCAGGUUGUAAAUGUUUUAUGUAAUAAUAAUAAUUAUAGGCAUUUAUAGAAAUAAAUUCAUGUUGUAAGUUUAAUAACGAUUUUGAUUUACCGUUGUGUUACAUCGAUUUGUGUAAGUGAUAGAAUAUGGAUAUCAAAUAAAUAGUAUAUUUUAUGAA
This is a messenger RNA of Leptidea sinapis, 1767 nucleotides long. It is a transcript of the gene HnRNP-K, whose product is annotated as heterogeneous nuclear ribonucleoprotein K homolog. Gene Ontology annotation, cellular component: cytoplasm; nucleus. The coding region runs from base 224 to 1330 and encodes 368 amino acids. The record is from RefSeq and is a predicted model, not a curated record. Gene Ontology annotation, biological process: regulation of mRNA splicing, via spliceosome; regulation of transcription by RNA polymerase II. The transcript has 12 exons. Gene Ontology annotation, molecular function: mRNA binding. Lineage: Eukaryota; Metazoa; Arthropoda; Insecta; Lepidoptera; Pieridae.